This is a messenger RNA of Lycium ferocissimum, 1693 nucleotides long. RefSeq names its product vicilin-like seed storage protein At2g28490. The record is from RefSeq and is a predicted model, not a curated record. The transcript is spliced from 5 exons. NCBI's taxonomy places the organism in Eukaryota, Viridiplantae, Streptophyta, Magnoliopsida, Solanales, Solanaceae. Bases 65 to 1465 code for a protein of 466 amino acids.
CAUCACUCACCAGUAAAACUGAUUAAAGAAAAGUUAGAAAACUGCUCUUUGUAUCGAGUUAAAAAUGGGAAAUAGGACAUUGCUACUACUAGUGCUGGUACUUUUUUCUGCAUUAGUGACCUCCGUCAGUGGCCAUGAAUAUGAAGGAAGGAGAGAGAGAGAAGAGGAAGAAAGUGAGCAAAAGACACAAGGAGAAAAAUGGUUCUUACUGCGCCACUUACAUGAUGUUGUGAAAACUGAUGCUGGGUCUUUGAGAUUGGUGAAGGGCGGUUAUCGAAGGGGUUCAUUUUUACAUAGUCCAAUGCAUAUUGGUUUCGUCUCCAUGGAACCUAAUAGCCUCUUCAUCCCUCAGUACCUUGAUUCCGAUCUUGUCCUCUUUGUUCACCGAGGGGAAGCAAGAGUUGGACACAUCUACAAGGAUGAAUUAGCAGAAAGGAGUUUGAAGCAUGGAGAUGUUUACACAAUUCCUGCUGGAUCAGCUUUCUAUUUGGAGAAUACAGUUAAAAAUCAGAGACUUCACAUUAUUUGCAGUAUUGAUAUUACCUCAGAAUCCAUGGGAUCACAUGUUUUCCAGUCUUUCUUCAUUGGUGGUGGAAUCUAUCCUACAUCUGUUCUUGCUGGAUUCGAUCAUACUACAUUAUCAACUGCUCUUAAUGUCUCAAUGGCAGAAUUAAGCACGUUUUUGACCAGACAAUCUUCUGGGCCAAUCGUGCAUUUAUCUGGUUCUCAUUACACAAACAUUUGGUCCAAAUUCUUGGACCUAGAACCCCAUCGAAGACUAGCUCACUUGAAAAGGAUUGUGAAUCUUGAGGAAGAAGCUAGCCCAAAAGAGGAGGAAUCAACAUGGUCAUUGAGGAAACUCUUGUUUACUUUAUUAAACACAGAAGACAUUGUCAAGAGAGUGAAUCAUAAAGCUCCAUCAGCAUACAAUCUCUACAACAGGAAGCCCGAUUUCAAGAAUGACUAUGGAUGGAGCAAGAAGUUGGAUGAGUCUGAUUAUUCUCCUCUUCGGCAAUCUGGCAAUGGCGUUUAUCUUGUCAAUCUAUCUCCGGGAUCCCUGGUGGCACCUCAUGUGAAUCCAACUGCAAUAGAGUAUGGAAUAGUGUUGAAAGGGACUGGUAGGAUCCAAAUUGUGUAUCCAAAUGGAACUUUAGCCAUGAACGCUAGAGUACGAGAAGGGGACGUUUUUUGGGUGCCCCGGUACUUCCCUUUCUGCCAAAUUGCUUCAACAAAUGGCCCAUUUGAGUUCUUCGGAUUCACUACAUCAGCAAGGAGGAAUCAUCAACAGUUCUUGGUGGGUAAGAACUCAUUGAUGCAGAGCUUGCGAGGGCCAGAAUUUGCUGCUGCAUUUGGAAUUGGUGAGAAAAGGCUUAAGAGGAUUGCCAAUGCGCAACGUGAGCAAGUCAUCUUGCCUUCAUCAUCAGCUGCUCCUGGUGACAAGGCAACUCAUGAGUUAUGGAAGUAGUACGUAGUUGGUCUAGUUGAGUUAUGGCAUGAAAGUCCCAUGCCAGUUUUGGAACUUUGUUUCUUUUUUCUUUUCUGUUUUCUUUCAUGCAAUCUGAUUUUGUUUUCUUGGUAGUCUUGCUGCACACAAGACGCAUUGCCAUUUUGAGUUGUGAAUAAGACGGAUUGGUUUUUUGACAUGAUUCUCAUCGUAGUUUGAACUACAUUGCUAUUAUUAAGAAAAUUUGAA